This is a messenger RNA of Aspergillus campestris IBT 28561, 2775 nucleotides long. RefSeq names its product putative RNA-binding protein (Nab3). Gene Ontology annotation, molecular function: RNA binding. The transcript is spliced from 5 exons. The coding region runs from base 1 to 2775 and encodes 924 amino acids. The record is from RefSeq and is a predicted model, not a curated record. Lineage: Eukaryota; Fungi; Ascomycota; Eurotiomycetes; Eurotiales; Aspergillaceae.
AUGACGCCCAGUUCCCCAGAUGAGGCUCUCCACUUUCGAGGCAAGACCCUAACUCCUGAGAGCCCUCGUCCGCUACACGUCGCGGAACCCACCAGUAUCCCGGUGCUGCAGAAUCAAAUGGACCCCAUCUUCAACGAUACCUCUACUUAUGAGCAGUCCCCUCGUGACUCUUUCGCCCCAGGCAAUUGGAAUUCCCAGGCGCAACAGAAUCAUUUUCCUCAGUCGCAAGGUCAUCAUGCGGGGUUGGGAAGCGUGACGACCCAGGAUCGGGACUAUGAGACGGGGAUGGGUGGAGGACGGCAGCAGCCACAACAACAACAACAACAACAACAGCAACACCAGGCAAAGCAAGCACCGCAGCACCCACAGGACCAAGGUAGUUCCCACAUUGGCUCUUUUUUCACGGCAGAUGGAUCGGCGACCUGGAGUUAUGAUCGAACGUCGCUCCCAUCCAGUCAGCCUGCAGUUUCUAUGGAAUCCCAGAACCCUUCAGCAGCACCAGCGGAAUCUUCUCUAACUACAUAUCCUCCGUCAGAUUAUGCCGCCUCCCAACUAGCGUAUCCCUCCCCCGAUGUCCCUCCCUCUUCCUCUUCCCAUAUUACCCACGGCGUUUCCCAUGCGAACGCGGUAGACCCCGCAGUCACCACCAGCUGGGCAACCCCGUCAGCGCCCGGUCGCCUAGAUACUCAAGACUCCCUCCGUGACGCCCGUGGGGAGGACGGGGUGGACUUCCAGAACCUCCUUGAUAAUCUUCCACCCUCGUCGGCUGCCCCUUUUGCCCCUGCGGUCUCGGAGACGGCCCCCAUGUCUGCCCACGAUGCUGAGGAUCCCACUCAAUCUGCCCUCGGCCUCCCCCCUCGUCCCCCUCCCCAAGACAAGCCUUCCAUCCACCCCAAUUACCAUCCCGGCGACGAUAUUCGCUCCUAUCAUCAAUUCCAGCCGCCGUCGUCUAAUGUGCAGCCCACCCAAUCCACCCAGCAGAGUAAUCAUCCCCCAUCCAAUGCAGGGCUGCCCGGGGCGGCGGCGACGGGAGCCCCCGGGACGAGCGCGGCCGCUAGUAACUUGCCGCCUCCCCCCGCGCCCAGUUUCCAGCAGUCGUUGCCGACCGAGGGCCAAACGCCCCGAUCCCCUAAUCAUAAGAAUAAUCGCGAGGAUAGACAAGCGAACCGUCAGUCCAGGGUGUCCAGUGAUGAUGCCCCCUGGGGUCCGGAGGUCCAGAAGAAAUAUGACGAGUUUCUGCACAAUGAGCGGAUCUAUGUGACGGAGGGUCUUUGGGACCGUUUUCCACACGGGUCGAGGUUGUUUGUUGGCAAUCUUCCCACGGAGAGGGUCACCAAGCGUGACCUAUUCCAUAUCUUCCACAAGUAUGGCAAGUUGGCCCAGAUCUCCAUCAAACAGGCGUACGGCUUCAUUCAAUUCCUCGAGUCCGGCUCCUGUAAGCAGGCUUUGGAUGUGGAGCAGGGCGCCGUUGUGAGGGGGCGCAAAGUCCAUCUCGAAAUCUCAAAGCCUCAGCGAAACACCCGGCCCGGUCCCGCCCCGGCUGAGCCCUCCCGGGCGCCUCCGCCGCGGCGAUCGAGGUCUCCGGAAUACACUCGCGGUGGCUCCGGCAGCCGCAAUCCCCGAGGCAGCGGAGACCGGUACGAGCGGGCGUACGAGUCUACUCGCUUGCCAUUCAGCGACUUUCGAGACGAGCCGACCCACCGCAGACGUGAUGACUAUCGACCUCCCCCGCGAUCGCCGUCGCCACGGCCGUUCCGCGGACGGGAUGGAUACCGAUCCCGAGACCGGACUCCGGAGCGCUAUGAUCGACGGGACAGGCGGCGCUCACGAUCGCCGUAUGCGAGAGACCGGAGGUUUCGGAGUCCCAGCCCGCGGGGCCGUGGUCCGUACGAGGGCGAUUACGAGCUGCCCGUCCCCAGGCGAGCUCCUCGUGACGUUCCGGAGGUGCAGAUUCUGGUCUUGGAGGAUGUUGAUCGCAAUUUCAUCUUUUUCGUGGAGAACGCCUUUCGCAAUCGGGGUCUUCGGGUAGAUGUCCUGGCCCUCGGACCCCGGAUCCCGCUGAACGCGGCCGUCCAGCGUCAGAUCAGCGAGGGUGUGCUGGCAGUGGUCCGACUGGCACGGCCGAACCAAUUCUCGAGGAAGAUCCCGCUGCAGGUGUUUGAUCGCAGUGCGGGGGUGGAUAAUGUGCGGUUCAACGAGUACCCGGAUGUUGAGCCCAGCAUCGCCGCCGAGAUCGUCUUUCACGCUCAAUCGCUCCACCGCAGCGCGCCUCCGACCCCCUUCCCCCCUCCACCUCCAGCCUUUGGGGUCCCUCCCAUGGCGCCGGCUCCGAUCCCAUCGACUCUAGUGCCGCCGGUGUCGAUGCCUCCGGCGUCGAUGCCAGCCCUCAAUAACCCAGCCAAUGUGGCGAACCUCAUCACGUCGCUGGAUGGCCCGACCUUGCAGUCUUUGUUGAGUACUUUGCAAUCGCGGCCGCCGGCCGCCCCCGCCGCACAACCCCCCUUUACCGCGGCGCCCAAUGUUGGGGGCCCUUCCGGGGUGGACCUCGCCAACAUCCUCACUGCUGCCACCCGCCAGCCUCUUCCCGCCAACCCCCAGCAGGCAGUACCCCCGCAGCCCUUUCCACUGCCCCCGCGCAAUGUCCCGGCGGUGUCGGACCCAAAUCUGUUGGCGCUUCUUGCCAAGGGCUUGGGCGGACAGCCGCCACAAAACCAGGCCCCGGUUGGUCCUCAUGUACAGCAUCUGAUGAACCAGCUGGGCAAAUGGAAGCAAUGA